Molecule: messenger RNA, 3159 nt
Organism: Trichomycterus rosablanca
Lineage: Eukaryota; Metazoa; Chordata; Actinopteri; Siluriformes; Trichomycteridae
Gene: mbtd1
Product: mbt domain containing 1
Exons: 17
Coding region: 24-2111 (695 amino acids)
Biological process (GO): negative regulation of DNA-templated transcription
Cellular component (GO): nucleus
Molecular function (GO): chromatin binding; zinc ion binding
Source: RefSeq, a predicted model, not a curated record
UUCAGUUUUUACAUGAAGGGCUAAUGGAAGACGCACGGGAUUUGGCUGAGCGCACUUCACGUUCGGAAAGGAAAAGAAGAGACUCGUUUGGCAUGUUUGACGGGUAUGAAAGCAGCGAAGAAUCGAGCAGCAGCUCCAGCACAGAGGACAGCGAAGACGAAGAGCGCAGUCUCCCCUCUGGCCUGCCCAUUAUUAAGAACAAUGGCCAGGUGUACACAUACCCAGAUGGAAAGGCUGGCAUGGCGACCUGUGAAAUGUGUGGAAUGGUUGGGGUCAGAGAUGCUUUCUACUCAAAAACAAAGAGGUUCUGCAGUGUGUCCUGUUCCAGAAGCUAUUCCUCCAACUCGAAAAAAGCCAGCAUAUUGGCCAGACUUCAGGGUAAACCACCAACAAAAAAAGCAAAGGUCUUACAGAAACAGCCGCUCAUGGCAAAGUUGGCAGCUUAUGCACAGUAUCAAACAAAUCAGCAGAGCCCAGCGAAAAAAUCAGUGGUUCCUGUUGAGGGCUUUGACUGGGGCCAAUACAUUUGUAGCAAUAACCUGAUUGGAGCACCAGUAAGCUGUUUUAAGCAUGUACCCAUGGGUUAUUUUUGGAGUGAAAUCACUGAGGGUGUGAGAGUAGAAGUUUCUAAUUCUGACACAAACCUCUCCACAAAAGUUUACUGGAUAGCAGGGAUUAUUAAAAUAGCAGGUUUUAAAGCACUUCUUCGAUAUGAGGGCUUUGAUAACGACUCGAGUCGGGACUUUUGGUGUAAUCUGUGUGUCCCAGAAAUCCAUCCUGUUGGGUGGUGUGCCUCAAAUGGUAAACCCCUGGUUCCUCCCAAAUCGAUCCAACAUAAAUUUAGUAACUGGAAAGUAUUUCUUGUGAAGCAACUCACUGGAGUCAAAACACUCCCACUUGACUUUGCCAAAAAGGUUCAGGAAAGCAUGCAGUACCCAUUUAAGAAGCUAAUGCGAGUGGAGGUGGUGGAUAAAACACACUUGUGCCGGACGCGUGUAGCUCUAGUGGAGCAGGUGAUUGGGGGUCGGCUAAGACUUGUCUACGAGGAGAGCCAGGAUGGCUCCGAUGACUUUUGGUGUCACAUGUACAGCCCGCUCAUUCAUUCAAUAGGCUGGUCACGCAGCAUCGGACAUCGCUUUAAAAGAUCUGAGGUGUCAAAGAAAAUUGAUGGUCUGGUGGACGCCCCUUCCCAGUUAUUUCUGAAGGUAAAGGAUGUGGACCAGGGUGGUGAGUGGUUUAAAGAUGGCAUGAAGUUGGAGGCCAUAGACCCUCUUAAUCUCUCAGCUAUAUGUGUGGCUACUGUAAGAAAGGUUUUGGCAGAUGGUUACCUCAUGAUUGGGAUUGAUGGCUCAGAAGCGGCAGACGGCUCAGAUUGGUUCUGCUACCACUCCACCUCUCCCUCAAUAUUCCCUGCAGGCUUCUGUGAAAUCAACAACAUUGAACUUACACCCCCACGAGGGUACAACAAACUGCCAUUUAAAUGGUUUGACUACCUCAGAGAAACAUGUUCAAUAGCAGCUCCUGUGAAGCUCUUUAACAAAGAGGUCCCGAAUCACGGCUUCCGUGAAGGGAUGAAGCUUGAGGCAGUGGACUUAAUGGAGCCACGGCUGGUGUGUGUAGCUACAGUGACCAGGAUUGUUCACAGACUCCUACGUAUUCACUUUGAUGGCUGGGAGGAUGAGUAUGACCAGUGGGUGGACUGUGAGUCUCCAGACCUUUACCCAGUGGGCUGGUGCCAACUUACUGGUUACAAGCUUCAGCCACCUGCUGCACAAACCACAAGAGAAGCACCACCUAAUGUGACAAAGCAGAAAAAGAAAGCUCAACAAUACAAAGGACAAAAGAAAAAGAGGAAGAUUCCAGUUGGGAGGAGGCCGCUCGGGUUCGGUGGGUCUCUCAGAAGAAGCAGUUUCUCAGGAGAUGAAGAUCAGACUCCAUCCCUUUACCUGCCCCACCCACCUGGUGUGGAGCGAGAUCGCUCUCUCAAUUCAGAGGCUUCACUCCAGAUAAAGGACGAGACCCCAGAGGUGGACGAGUUUAGCUUUUUCCAGGGCACGUCGGACCAGGAGAGCAACGGCUCAGGAAGUUACUACAUCAAACAGGAGCCGUAAUCGUUUGGUGUGCUGGAGCCUUACCUUACUGCCAACAGCACUGGAAGAUAUCCUUUAGAGCGAUGCACACUCGACCUGGAAGAACAGACUGAUGCUUUUUCCUCUUCCGUACCUUUUCUUUUCAGGUAAGAAAAGCUGAUGAAGAGACGAGUCAUUAACUGUUUGACGUGAACAUUUCUGUGCAGCUUGUUUUGGAACGGGGAUGAUUUGGAUUUCCAUUGUUGACCUUGUUGAUCAGUUUGCCAGAUGGACUUUUUCCUCAGUGAUUAUUGUACUUGAAGUUUUUGUAGCUGUUUUUGUUUUUCUUUUUUUUUCCUGUUCAGUUUCUGUAAUGUGUCUCAUGCGCUGAUUUCUUUAAAAAGCAGUUUUAUUUGGAUGGGUGUGGAUUUUGUAAGAGCAGUAAGAAUCUAUAUUAAUAAAGUAUAUCCAUAUAUGUAUAACAUUUUAACUAAUUAGUAGAAUAGUGGAGUGAGGGUUUAUUAUUAUUCUAUUGCUUAUGAACCUUUCUGGUAAGAAGUCAUAUAGCCUAAUGGAAAACACUGUCACAUUUUGCACUACAGGGAUAAACGUAUAAUCAGCCUGUGAAAAUGUUGAAGUUACAGCUUUAUUGUAUUACGAGACAAACAAAUGUACAAAAUGUAUAGUAGCUGACGAGUCUAAAUGGAAAGCGGGGGAUCUUUGAUCUAAUCAGCAUUACAAUAUGCAAGAACAAUUAUUUGAUAUGAAGCCAGUGUUGAUGAUUUCUUGAUCACGUAAGUGGAGCCAUUUUUAUAAACUGGUUAAAGUGUUCGAUGAGCCGCAGAAUAAAAAGACUAGUCAGUCGACACCGUUACACAACCUUUAAUCGACACGGCAGAGAAACGUCCUUCUGUAUUCAUUAGAUUUAAACAGUUUACCAGCCUCUCUGUUUGUGUACCGAUGAGUGAUUAAGCUCGUUCUGAGAGCGAUCAGCAAUCUCAUUAUUUUAAAUGAUUGCAUUCACAGCAGUAUGCGAGUUUUUUUACUACCUCUUAAAUGAGUUUAAAUCUCCAUUGGCUGAGGGGUCGAG